Trifolium pratense (red clover) is the source of this 333-nucleotide messenger RNA. RefSeq lists its product as uncharacterized. Lineage: Eukaryota; Viridiplantae; Streptophyta; Magnoliopsida; Fabales; Fabaceae. Bases 1 to 333 code for a protein of 110 amino acids. The transcript has a single exon. The record is from RefSeq and is a predicted model, not a curated record. Gene Ontology annotation, molecular function: nucleic acid binding; RNA-DNA hybrid ribonuclease activity.
AUGGCUCUUUACCAUGGUCUACUCCUAGCUUGGGAGCUAAACAUCAAAGACUUGCAGUGUUAUUCCGACUCCGCGACUGCUAUCAAAUUGAUUACCGAACCUGUUGACAAGUGGCAUCACUAUGCAGCUAUUAUCCUUACUAUCAAGGACAUCAUCGCCAGAGAUUGGAGAGUCGGAAUUUCCCACACUUUGAGAGAGGGUAAUGCUUGUGCAGACUACCUAGCUAAGCUUGGAGCUCGUAACAAUGAAGUCUUGUCCAUCAUAGUCAGUCCACCUGUUGGAUUAAAUUUGCUCCUUCUUGCUGAUGCAAGUGGGACUUGUUUUUGUAGAUAG